Molecule: messenger RNA, 2482 nt
Organism: Dimorphilus gyrociliatus
Lineage: Eukaryota; Metazoa; Annelida; Polychaeta; Dinophilidae
Source: the annotation of a GenBank genome assembly
AAUGGCUAGUCUUUAUGGAAUGAGCGCUAAAGAUAGAAAGGCCAUGUUCGAAUCGAAGCAGAACAACGAUCCGAAAGCAAAAGUUGGAGGCGCUCCUAAAAAGAUUGGAAAGUUAGGAAUAAAAGAAACUAAGACGGAUAAAGACGAAAAAGUACGAAAAGUAUCGAAAGAUGAAGGAAAGAAAAAGGUUGUUAAAAAGAAAACUGAAGAUAGUAAAAAAAAAAAGGAGACUUCCCAGGCUGUUGAGAAGAAGACAGAAGAGAAAACAGAUGAUAAAAACGAAGAGAAAGCUAAAGAUUUGAAAAAAGAACCUAAAGAGAAGAAGGAAAGUGAACCGUUGAUAGAAGAGAAGAAGACGGAGAAAAAAGAAGUUAAACAGAAAAUUGUAGAUAAUAAAAAACAGGAUGAUACAUUAAAAAAAGAAACUAAGAGUAAACAAGCAUCUGAAAAGGUUUCCAAAAAAGAAAAAGAAGUCGAAGCACCUAUUCAACUACUAGAGCAUUCGACAGAAACUUUAUCCGAAAAUACCGAAGAGAAUCUUAAAACAAUUAAAUAUCCUAAAAAAACUGAAAAGAUUAUAUCGUCCAUUGAAAAAAGCGCUCACGAUAAACCAAGAGAUAUCAGAUUAGACAGCGUUGAAAUUUUACACGCUGAAGAAAAACCUGUAGUAGAAGAACAGCCAAAACAAGAUGAUGUAGAUGAAACUUUUGAUUUAGAUUUAGACUCUGAAUUAGCCGCGAAUGUAAAACUUGCAAAAGUUGAAUCAAAGCAGAAAAUUAAUGAAAAAGGUCAUAACGAUAAAGAGGAAAAGGAAUCAGUGCAGAAAGAAGUUUCGAAAGUUCCUGUGAAAUUGGAUAAUGAGGAAGUAAUUAGUGAAAAAUCUGAAGUAAACAAACCAGACGUUUGCGAAGAAGAAGAAAAGGAACAAACUAAGGAAGUUAAUGCUGUCGAAAAUGAUAAAAUAGUUGAAGAGAAAUCUUCAAAUCUCCAGUCAGAGGGGAAAGAAACUGUUGGAGAAGCUAAAGAAGAGAAUAAAGAUCAAUUAAAAAUGAACGAAAGAGAGCUGAGUGAUAAGGAAGAUUCAACCCAAAAUAGAGAUGAAAAUGUUGAUAGAGAAGCCAAUAAUGAACAUUAUGAAAAAGAUGAAAAAGAUGAAAAAGAUGAAAAAGAAACUGCUAAGAAAGAAGAUGUGAAAGAGGACAAGCGUCCAAAUGUGAAAGUCGAAAAGCAGCCUUCUGUUGAAGAAUCUACCAUAAAACAAGAGGCAGAACAGAUUAAUGAGAUAGUAGAAAGAAAACCAGAAGAGGAAUUAAAAGGUGUUGAAGAAAAUGAAAAGGAGAAGUUGAAAGCUGAAGUUGUUGACAAACAAAACAAAAAAUCAAAAGAGCAAUUGGAAGAACAAAAAAACUCUGAGGAAAGAUCAAAAGAAAAGUCAACAGAGAAAGUUCAUCAAGACAAAAAGCAAGAAAGAUUAUCGCCUAAAGAAGAAAAAAUUGAUAAGCCGGUAGAAAUUGCUGCUGAACAAAAAUCUUCUGUCUCUGAUAAAGAAGACGCGGAGGUUGACUCAAUCCUAAAGGAAGAAGAAAGAGUAAUGAUAAAUAGAGCUAGCGAAACGAUUAUUGAGGAAACGGAAGAAGAAGCUGAUUCGGACGUUGAAAAUGUGAAGAAUGAGAUUAUAUCUCAGAAAACGUUUACCGAAUCGAUAAUGCCUAAUCAGGAGUUCAAGCCUAUUCCACAAGAAUUUUUCGAUACCAUUUUUUACUAUUCGGGAAUGGGAAAAGCCAUAGGGCAAGCUCUUUCGGAAGGUGUUUACGUUCCUCAUAAAACAGCAGAUUUCUCAGUAGAGAAUGGAUCCAAAAACUUGGUUGUGCCUGAACCGAAUAAUCUUCAUAGAAAAGCCUCUGAUCUUUCAAAUAAUUUGAAAGAGCUUCGAAGAUUGUUGGAAGAUCUGCCCUCUUUUAGUACCAGUUCGGUUAGGGAUAAAAAUAGAGAGGUUAGAUCGGAGGAGGAGAACAGGUGCGAAAUUAGGUCGAAUUCUAGGGAUGAAAUGGAAUGCAAUAGUAGAAAAAAAGAAUCUAUGGAUACUGUAAAAUCGAGGGUAAAGGAGGAAAGUACUAAGCAUGUAAGAUUCUCCCAAGAUGUAGAUAAUUUAUCAUUAAACAAUCAAGAAAAUCGUCAAUCUUCAAGUAGUAGUAGGGGUCAAGUUCAUACUUUACCAUCAAUUCCAUAUGAGCAAACUACAAUAAACAGUAGCGCUUUCAGCACCAGAUUUGAAAACAAACAAUGGCAAGCAGCACCUGUUAAGUUUUCAGCUCAAGAAGAUAUAAAAUCACUUCGACCAUUUUUGGUCGGUCCAACAUUUGAUAAAAAAGCUGGAGUUGCAAAUCCAACAAUUGAUUUUAAAAAGUUUACUCCUCCAGGCCCCUAUAAAUACCCUCUUCCACCUCCAGUGGAAAAAUCCCUUCCAUAUGCAGAUCUUUAA